This is a messenger RNA of Drosophila kikkawai, 1977 nucleotides long. It is a transcript of the gene Ir7c, whose product is annotated as Ionotropic receptor 7c. Lineage: Eukaryota; Metazoa; Arthropoda; Insecta; Diptera; Drosophilidae. Gene Ontology annotation, molecular function: ligand-gated monoatomic ion channel activity. The record is from RefSeq and is a predicted model, not a curated record. Gene Ontology annotation, cellular component: membrane.
AGCCUUAAAACAUGCCCAUGAUGGCUCACCCAGGACAUCGUCCAGUUAGACACCGACCAGCAAAGAAGCCUCAUCAUUAACAUGUUGCCCAGCGGCACACAAAACGUGAGCCUGGUCUACGCCUUGGUCUGGGCCAUCGACCACUAUUACGGCCGCUCCACGAGCACUGCCCUGGCGGUGGUUAAGUUCCCCACCAGUCGGGCCAGCCGUGGCCACCACAACGAUCUGAUCGACGAGGCUCUGGCCAGAUCCGCGGGCUCGGGACGGAUCAAGUUCCAGCUGGAGGACGACCACAUUGAAAGCACCACCAAUGGCACCGAUGAGAGUGAGCUGCCGCCGCCGAGCGGAGUGACGGGCAGGCCCAUUGCCAUCUGGUUCCUGGACAGCCUGCGCUCGUACUUCCGCCUGGAGCUGUACCUGAACCAGCUGGGCAGUCCCUACAAGCGGACCGGGAACUUUCUGCUGGUCUACACGGGCCUGGAGAGCCAGCCAAUGGAGUCCAUCAAGAUAAUGUUCCGGCGACUGCUUAACAUGUACGUGCUGAAUGUGAGCGUGUUCCUGCAGCGCAACGCGAGUGUCCACGUGUAUACCUACUACCCCUACGGACCGCAUCGCUGCCAGUCCUCGCUGCCCGUCUUUUACACGGCCUUCCAGGAGCUGGAGGCCGGCGUGGUCGGUCUGACCAAGCCGCUUUUCCCCAGCAAGUUGGCAAAUAUGCAUGGUUGCCAGCUGGUGGCCGCCACCUUUGAGCACCGGCCGUAUGUGAUCCUCGAGGACGAUCCGCUGCAGAAGGACGGCAACGACAGGAUCCUGCACGGCAUCGAGGGCAGAAUUGUGAAAACCCUCGCCGAACGCAUGAACUUCAGCAUUAAGCUGGUGGAGCCAAAGGACAAGGAUCGCGGCCAGAUCCAGCCGGACGGCAAUUACACGGGCAUACUCAAGAUGAUUGUCGACGGCGAGGCGAACCUCACCUUCGUGUGCUUCAUGUACAGCAAGGCUCGAUCGGAUCUGAUGCUGCCCAGCGUGUCCUACAUGAGUUUCCCCAUCGUCCUGUGCGUUCCAAGCGGCGGCUCUAUGACUCCGCUGCAACGCCUCACGCGUCCCUUCCGAUACAUCAUAUGGUCCUGCAUCCUCGGGAGCCUCCUCUUUGGCCUGCUGCUCAUCGGCCUGCUGCGUCUGAGGCAGCCGCAGGCACUGCAUUACCUGAUCCUAGGCAGGGCUAAUCACCGGGCCUGCCUGGGCAUGUGGAACGUCCUGCUGGGCGGCCUGGCUCUGUACCAUCCGCGGCGGAACUUUGCCCGGUUUUUGCUGCUGAUGUGGCUACUCCAGACGCUCGUCCUGCGGGCCGCCUAUACCGGGCAGCUUUACUUGCUACUGCAGGACGUGGAGAUGCGGGCGCCGCUUCAGAAGCUGUCCGAGGUGGUGGCCCAGGGCUAUGUGUUCCACAUGCUGCCCGCCCUGCAGAACAUCUUUCGGGAAUCGAUGACCGGCAUCCGGAUUCAUGUUGUGGCCAGUCACGAGGAGUCGCUGCUGCGGCUGCGAGAGGAGGACGAUCCGGGCAUAGCAGUACCAGUGCUCCAACCGACGGUGUACCAGUUUGACUACCGCUCCGGACCGAACCGGAGGCACCUAGCCGUGCUACCGCUGCCGCUGAUGACCGCCCCGCUGACGAUGUACAUGCGACCCCACUCGUAUCUCAAGCGACGCAUCGACCGCCUACUGAUGGCCAUGAUGUCCUCGGGCAUCGUGUUCCGCUUCCGGGGUAUGUACCUGGACCGCAUCGAGCGGAUGUCCAAGCGGCGACGCAGCAUGGAGCCCCAGUCGCUGACCCUCUGGCGGCUCUCUGGGAUCUUUGCCUGCUGCGGUGCCCUCCAGCUGCUGGCCGUCCUGGUCUUUGGCCUGGAGCUGCUCUCCGCCGCCACCGGGCAUCCCCAGUUACGCAGGGCUUUAAGCUUGUUAAAUGAUUUUAUUGCAUAA